CGCCGGCAAAGCCAUUCGUCGUUUGUAAACGAAUGUUUGCAUAACGCUCAGUUUACAUUUUAAAAUAGUGCACUCGUAAACAGUAAACAUGUUGCGCAAAUAUUCCCCAUUCGCAUUGAGAGCAGUCGGCUCCAUAUUGCGGCAACCAACAUCGGGAGCAGCUCUUAAUAUGCAGCCACAUCAUCAGUUUUCUCAACGCUUCUAUAGCAGCAGUAGCACAAUUCCCAUUGUGGACUAUGCUGCUGUAAAGAAACUGCCAAGUGAACCACAGAAGCUGCUCAUCGAUGUCCGUGAACCGGAUGAACUCAAGGAAACCGGUCAGAUCCCCUCCAGCAUCAACAUCCCCUUGGGCAUCGUCAGCCAAGAGUUGGCCAUCAAUGAUCAGCUCUUCAAAUCCAAAUAUGGUCGGGAUAAACCUAAAUCCGAUACUGAAAUUGUAUUUCAUUGCAAGAUUGGCAGACGCAGCUUAAAAGCCGCAGAAGCUGCCGCCGCUUUGGGCUUUAAGAAUGUCAAAAACUACGAAGGAUCUUGGCUCGAUUGGGCAGAGCGCGAAGGAUUGCCCAAGUAGAUAUAAAACAUUUGAAUUUACUUGUAACAAUAAUAUUUUUAUUGAAUAUAAUUCAAUUUAAAUAAACCUAA
Drosophila nasuta is the source of this 639-nucleotide messenger RNA. Its product is annotated as rhodanese domain-containing protein CG4456. The record is from RefSeq and is a predicted model, not a curated record. The transcript has a single exon. The coding region runs from base 89 to 568 and encodes 159 amino acids. Lineage: Eukaryota; Metazoa; Arthropoda; Insecta; Diptera; Drosophilidae.